Molecule: messenger RNA, 1376 nt
Organism: Marmota monax (woodchuck)
Lineage: Eukaryota; Metazoa; Chordata; Mammalia; Rodentia; Sciuridae
Gene: Nol12
Product: nucleolar protein 12
Exons: 6
Coding region: 73-720 (215 amino acids)
Cellular component (GO): nucleolus
Molecular function (GO): RNA binding
Source: RefSeq, a predicted model, not a curated record
AAGGCUGCGAACGCUACACCCGGAAGUCUCUUAGGCGAUAUAGGAAGCUGUGCUGGUGGGAACCUCAGCAUUAUGGGUCGCAACAAGAAAAAGAAGCAGCGAGAUGGCGACGACCGGCGUCCCCGGCUCGUCCUCAGCUUCGAUGAAGAGAAGCGGCGGGAGUACCUGACUGGCUUCCACAAGCGGAAAGUGGAGCGGAAGAAGGCAGCCAUCGAGGAGAUUAAGCAGCGGCUGAAGGAGGAGCAGAAGAAGCUCCGGGAGGAGCGCCACCGAGAAUACUUGAAGAUGCUGGCAGAGAGAGAGGAGGCGCUGGAGGAGGCAGAUGAGCUAGACCGGCUGGUGACGGCAAAGACAGAGUCUGUGCAGUAUGACCACCCCAACCACACAGUCACCGUGACCACCAUCAGCGACCUGGACCUCUCUGGAGCCCGACUGCUCGGACUACCCCUGCCUGAGCCAGGUGCUGGGGACGGGUCCAAGGAGGAGAUGUCGUCUGUGGAGAAACCAACCAGAGCCUUACCCAGGAAGUCCAAAGACCCCCUGCUGUCUCAGCGGAUCUCCUCCCUCACAGCGUCGCUGCAUGCCCACAGCCGGAAAAAGGUCAAGAGAAAACGUCCCCGACGGGCACAGGAUUCCACCAAGAAGCCCCCGAGUGCCACCCGCACCAGCAAGACCCAGCGCCGCCGGCUGACAGGCAAAUCCCGGCAUAGCGGGGAGUGAGCCCGAUGGCCGUCCUGUAACCUGCGCACUGAGGCGGUGGCUCCACAGCCAAACUUGAGGGCCUCUCAGGCCUGGGACUGUCCUUGUCCGAGGACCACUCUGGGGCCUGAACCCCGGAAGGAGCAGGCAGCUGAGAGCUGGCCCCAGCAGGGGCCUUCAGAGCCAGGUCAGGCAUCUCCCCAAAUGUACCCCUGUCUGGAACUCAUCAGAUUUGUGAAACUCCAAAUGUGUGCCUUGUGGUUUGGUCAGGAAAGGCCAAUCUUGGGGUGAAUUUGGGGCCUGUCCCCCCUGGCUGGAUGCUGGUGUGCCCCCAGCCCUUGCCCCUCCACCCUAUUCCCAGGUCACUUGUCACCACGUCCCAAGGGCGUGGUGGAAAUGGCUGGGGCGGGGGCCCAUCAUUCUCUGGCAACUCUCCCUGAGGGUGCGCUAAGGUCGUGUUAGCCCUGGGUCCCUCUUGCAUGUCCAUGGCAAAGUCCAGAGUCCACCUGCUGCUCUGGGUGGCUGGACAGUGGCAGGCCCUGCACUCCUCUCAGACUUCCCCGGGCCUCAUCAGGCUCCUCAGCUGGAGCUGAGGUGAUGGAGAGCCCAGAUCUGGGACCACUUCAGGCUGCCAGCAGCUCCCAGGGCCCAACAAAGGAGCAUUCGUUGAUCCUUGA